This is a messenger RNA of Trifolium pratense (red clover), 3400 nucleotides long. RefSeq lists its product as uncharacterized. Bases 59 to 3238 code for a protein of 1059 amino acids. Lineage: Eukaryota; Viridiplantae; Streptophyta; Magnoliopsida; Fabales; Fabaceae. The record is from RefSeq and is a predicted model, not a curated record. The transcript is spliced from 8 exons.
UAUAAAGUUGCAAAUAAAAAAAAAAGAGAAUAAUAAGAAGAUAAUAGACGGUGCAAAAAUGGCGGAAGGAAGCUCCGGCACCGAUAUCCAGAGAAUACUCGCCGCCGUUAAAUCCUCCGAGGUUGUUGAAGAUCGUGUUCAAUUGUUUACUGAUUUAGGAAAUUUGAGCUUGAAGGACGAAUCUGAGUCCAAUCAUGCUUCCGUCAUGAAUUGCCUUGUAAACUAUUGGGAAAAUUACACAUGUUUGGAUGCUACCCAAUGCAUGCUAAAUAGAAGCAUUCUGCAGGUCGCUUUAAAAAAUAUAGAUUUUACCCUACCUAGUUGUUUACUGCAAACUCUCACUCUUGGAGUCAAGGCUAAUAUUUGGUGUGGCAAGCAUCUAAAAAUGACUCUUUUGUCGACAGAAGAAUCUCAGGAAGAUGAACACAACUCUGUAUUUUACCAGCUUCUUUUGGAGAUCCUAAGAUUUUCCGAAUCAACUUUUUCAGCCUUGUUGAAAUUCACCGAUAUUAACAAGGAAUUGAUGGACAAUGCUGAAACCUUCCUUAUAGAAGUGUUAAAUCUAACUAAAGAUUCUAUAUCAGAAGCCAAGAAAAUUCAAUCAUUUGGAUCAGAGAUAUUGAAGGUCGCACACAUGGUCAUUGAUGUUGUUGUAAAACUAUGCAAGGUUCGUUCUGAAUUAAUAAACUGGGAGGCUUGUGAUAAAAAACAUCUGAUGAUGGACAAACCUACUAAUGUUGGCCAUACUAUCAACAUAACAAAAUACACAAUAGAAAAGCUGACUCAAAUUGGUGUUCUUGCUGCAAAAGAUGGUGGCAGUUUAGUCAAUAUUCUCAGUAUCUCUUGGAAAGGCGUUGUUUCUUUGCUUCAAAUUGGUGGGGGACAUUUUACAGAAGUCAAUAUAGCAAAUAUUGUGGUAUCUUUGCUUGCAUUAAUAACUGAGCCUUUGAAAUUUGCUGCUGAGGUUUGGUCAUCAUCACUGAAUGACACCAUUUCUGUAACUGAAGCUAAAAGGAUAUUUGUGCCAGUGAAAUUUUACCUGAUUAAUGCUGUCAAAAUAUGUUCACUGUAUCCUCAUCAGACCUACACAGUGUACCGGGAGAUUACACACUGUGUUCUCACUAUCACUUCUUUUUGGAUUUUUGCAAAUAAUGAAAAUCUUCUUAAAAAUGCAUCUGCAGUAAUUGUGGAGCUAUUGGAGGAUACAACAUUGGAUUUGGUGUUGUCUUUGCUAAAUUCUGAUAACCUAAAACUGGAACAGAAGCUCGAGGUAGUGGAAUGGCUGUUCUUUAAUGAAGGAGAUUUUCUUUCUGGCCUUGAUGGUCCAACAUCAGUUGAUUGUAACUUUACAUCGGUUAACAAAAUAUUUUUAAGUAGUUGUGAAGGCAUAAGCAGAUCAAGAGUACUAAUAUUUGGCCGAGUUGUAUUGUUUAUUAACUUCCUUAAAUAUUCUCUCAAGCUUGAUGAAGAUGUGAAAGUAGCAAUUACUCAGAAGCUUAAUUGGUUUUUGGAUAUUUUAGUUGAUGAAAAUGUAUAUUCUUAUAUGCUUGUUUUGCAACUUCCAUCAUUAUCUGGCUCUGGAAAAACAGCUGAACUGGUGUGGCAGCCUAUGUUCACUAUCCUCUUGCAAGCAUUCAAAACCUUCAUGAUUGUGAUCUCUUCAAGUACAGCUUGGGCGGAGUUUGAGUCCUUCUUACUAGAGAAUUUCUUUCACCCUCACUUCCUUUGUUGGGAGAUUGUGAUGGAAUGCUGGUGCUUUGUACUGCAAAAUGCUGAAACCCAAAUGACAAACAACAUAAUUAGCAAAUUAUGUUCAUUACUUAAGCUGCUGGGAUCCUCCGACUCGGUUUUCCUUCCUCAUUCUCCCUUCAGGAAAAUGACAAGAUCAAUUUGCUUGCUUCUAACCCGUUGUGAAAAAUCAGUGGUUGAUGAGGUGUUCAUGUCUAUUGUUGGCGAUGGGAGAUCACAAUUGUCAUUAGUUUUAUAUUUGGCUCUGUUCGUUGAAGGGUUUUCGCUUGAUUUGCUGUCGGAUGAGUUGAGAAAAACUUCCAUUGAAAGAAUUAUAUCCGAUUAUUUUGACUUCAUCGACAAAUUUGAUGAAGCUUCAUUGAUGGGAUGCGCCUCUGGUUUGUUUGGCAUUCCAGUUUUUAUUCUUUCUGCUGCUUUGCAAUCUUUUUUGCAAUCACUUCUUCUUGAUCGUAAGGAUCAAUCUAAGUUGGAAGUAAAAAUCAGAAAUGAGUUUGAUCUCCCACAUGCAUGGUUCAAUCUGACUUGCCAGGAUAGGCCAACUGAGAUUGAUGCAAGGACCUUGAAGUUUUUGGUUUCAAUUAGUUCUAACUACAAAAGUACUGUAGACAAAGAAAUAAAGGAUCAUUCUCUUCGGCUUUUUGGUGAAAUUCUAGUGAUCGUUUCAUAUCUGAAACAACUGUACAUAUCAAAUGAUAUUGAACAGGCCAUAAUGAAGAUUGAAAAUAUCUUUAUCACUGAGCCUCCAGCCAUAAUGUACAAAUGCAAACCGCAUUUGGCUCAGUUCCUCACCGGACUUGUUCACAUGAAAUUUUCAGAAAGUGAUGAUUGUGAUGCAAAAAGUCGUGCUGCAUGGGAAUUAUUUCACUUGAUCUUGAGAGAGCGGCACUGGGCAUUCACUCACUUGGCAAUAGCCGCAUUUGGACGUUAUUGUGCUGGCACAACGUGCACUCAACUAUGGAGAUUUGUUCCAGAGGAUGCAGCACUUUCAUAUGAUGUAGUUUCAGGAACAGAGGCAACCAAAGAGGGACUUAUGGCUGAGCUUAAAGCAUUUCUUAAUAAGGAAAAUGCUCUUCUGACAGUUGCACCAAGUCCUGAACAGCUUGAGCUGCUACAAAGAGAAGGUCUUAUACUAAAACAGAUGAUCCAUAACAUUUCAGUCAAUGCUGAACAGAGAGAGGAAUGUGAGAGUAUGGAAAUUGAUGACAAGAUCCAAUCAAAUAGCAUGGAAGUUGAUGACAUGAACCAAACAAAUAGAAAAAGGAAACUUCCGGAUGGAAUUAGCAAAGGAGUGGAAUUGCUGAGAAGUGGUUUGAAAAUUAUUAGCGAUGGUCUUUCAGAGUGGCAGCUUAAUCAACUUGAAACCAAUGAACUGCAUAUCAAGUAUUCCACUCAGUUUUCUCAACUUGAAGACGCUAUUACACACUUUGAGGAAUUGGCUGGGAGUGAUGAGGUAUGUUUAUCUCCUAUUCGGAGCAAUUUCCGUGGUUGAUUACCUGUUGAUGCAUAUUUUCUUGUAAAAAAAUCUGAUACAUCAACAAAAUAUACUGUAUGAUUCUGAAGUUCAGCAAAGCUUAGCAUUUAUUUAGUAACGAUCCUCUCCAUUCCUAAUUCUUGAUGUUUAAGUUUACUGCACACAUUAAUAAAUAAAUAU